GGGCGGGACGCGCCGGGAGCGGCGGGGGCUGCGCGGGCCGCGCCGCCUCGGGUUCGGCCGCCGCCGCCCGGCAGCGCCGCGAGCCGCGCCUGCCGCCGCCACAGCCAUGGAGUGCAGAGACAAAGCUGCUGUUCCUCCAAGGAAACUCGUCCAAGCUCGGCUGCCCUUCAAGCGCCUCAAUCCUGUGCCAAAGGAAAAUCUUGAUGUGGAUUCAGAAGUCAAAAAAGUCAAGAGCUCCCCGAGUGCUUUUGUUCCAAGCAAGGAUCCGUCCCUGGAUGCUGCCGGUGCCUCCCUGGACAAUGUGGAGAACGACUGCCAGCUGGGCUCAGAGAGGAAUUUGACUCCAAAACUUGUGAAUGGGAAGGGUCCCUUGGACCAUUUCAUCCAGAAAAACCCAGGAGGUGACACAAGUGACCCUGGGGAUGUUCCUGACCCCUCCCAGGGCUCUGGCCACGGACUUGGGGACAGCACAGAGCGGGGGGACGUGGAUUCUAGAGCUGUCACCAACGGCACGAUAGGAAAAGAGCUGGAGCAGCUGAGCUGCCUGAACUCCUCCCAGAGCAGCCCUGCAGGUGACUCCAUGCAGACUGAGGGGCCCUGUGCAGCUGCAGCCCCAGAGGAGGAGCAGGAGGAGGAGGAUUUGGGGACCCAGCCGUGCUCCGGGGCAGUGACAGGCAGCAAGGGCGCUCAGGACAAACUGAAGGAUGUGCUGUUUGAGGGGAAGGUACCCGUGGUGCUGCUGGAGGACAUCAUGAGCCUGAAAUCCCCCCCAGUGGCCUCUCUGGAUGGCAGCAGCACGUCAGAGAACGAGGCCCUGGAGUCGUCCCACGAGGGGGACUCGGGGCUCAGCCACUCCUCGCUGAGCUCCGGGAGCUCGCCCGACGUGCAGCUGGUGGCAGAGUCCAGGAGGAACACGAGUCCUCUGGCUGCCUCCACACCUGCCAGGAAGGUACCUCAGAAAUUCCACAGAAGUUCAGCAGAGAAGGAGAAGCUGAGAUUGCAAAGAGACCAGGAGCGUGCGGACAAGCUGCAGAGGCUGCAGGCAGAGAGGGAGCAGAAGGGCAGGCUGAAGGAAGAGGCAAAAGCUGCAAAAGAACGAGCCAAGGAGGAGGCAAAGAAGAGGAAAGAGGAAGAGAAGGAGCUGAAAGAGAGAGAAAGGAGGGAAAAGAAGGAAAAGGAGGAGAAGGAGAAAGCUGAGAAGCUGCGAGUGAAGGAGGAGAAGCGCAAGGAGAGGCAGGAGGCUCUGGAGGCAAAACUUGAGGAGAAGAGAAAGAAAGAAGAGGAGAAACGGUUAAAGGAGGAGGAAAAGCGCCUCCAUGCACAGAAGGCAGAGAUCACCAGGUUCUUCCAGAAACCAAAGACUCCACAGGCCCCCAAGACCCUUGCUGGCUCCUGUGGGAAGUUUGCUCCUUUUGAAAUUAAGGAGAACAUGGUCUUAGCCCCCUUGAGCCGUGUUGCCCUGGAUCCAGACUACCUGGAGCAGCUGGAUAAGCUCCUGCACGCCCAGAAUGGUGAAGGUUCUUUCCUGAGGGAUCUGAAAUGUCGUAAACCACGAAAAUCUGGGCCCACUUUGGUCAAUGACAGCAGUGACAGUAUAAACAGUGACGUGGUGGUGGUGGACAGCUGCCAGGCAGAUGCUGUCCCUGAGAGGGAGAAGUUUGGCAGGAUGAAGCUGCUGCAGUUCAGUGAGAAUCACCGUCCUGCCUACUGGGGCACCUGGAACAAGAGAACCCCCCUGAUCCGAGGCAGGAAUCCAUGGUCCAAGGACACUAAGCUGCUGGACUAUGAAGUAGACAGUGAUGAAGAGUGGGAAGAGGAGGAGCCAGGGGAAAGUCUCUCCCAUAGUGAAGAGGAUGAUGAAGAGGAGGGAGAGGAUGAAGAUGAGGACGAUGGGUUUUUUGUACCCCAUGGGUACCUAUCUGAAGAUGAAGGUGUGACAGAGGAGUGUGACCCAGAGAACCAGAAGGUUCGUCAGAAGCUGAAAGCAAAGGAGUGGGACGAGCUGAUAGCCAAGGGCAAGAGGUUCCAUGUGCUCCAGCCUGUGAAGAUUGGCUGUGUCUGGGAAAGGGCAGCAGAGGACAGCAGCACCAACACGGACCUGAAGGUGCUGCAGCAGUUCACAGCCUGUGUCCUGGAUCCUCCUGUGCCAGAGGAAGAGCAGCAGACACAGAAAUGUAGCAAAAAAAGAGCAAAAGAUCAGCAAAUCCUCGGGCACCUCCUGCCUCUGCUGCACGGGAACGUGCACGGGAGCAGGGUGAUCAUCCAGGAAUUCCAGGAAUGCUGCAGGCAGGGCCGCUUCGGGGAUGUGGAGGGGAGCCCCCCGCCCCCGCCCGGGGGGGAGGACAAGGACAAGGACAGCGGGGUCCCCUCCAAGGCCAGGCUGAAGAGGAUCAUCUCAGAGAACUCUGUGUACGAGAAGAGGCCCGAGUUCAGGAUGUGCUGGUACGUGCACGCCGAGGUGCUGCGCAGCUUCGGCCACCUGCAGCUGCCCGUGCCCUGCCAGUGGAACUACGUCACCCAGGUGCCCUGUGCUGCCAGGGAGGAGGGGGGCAGCGUGCCAGGCCCGCCCCUGCCCCUGCCCACCCCCCCUGCAGCCAAGAGGAAGGCCCUGGGCAGCAUGUGCAUCACCCAGUUCAUGAAGAGACCUCGGGAUGCCGAGCAGGCUGCAGAGAUGGAUGGAUUCCAGGCAGACACUGAGGAAGAUGAGGAAGAUGAUGACUGCAUGAUUGUGGAUGUACAGCCAGGAAAAGGUUCUACAGCUUCAGAAUCCAGUGGCACAAGAGCUGCUGCCCAGGACAGCAGCAUGGUCAGCCCAGCUAAUCCAAUUUGACAUUUAAAU
Molecule: messenger RNA, 2839 nt
Organism: Oenanthe melanoleuca
Lineage: Eukaryota; Metazoa; Chordata; Aves; Passeriformes; Muscicapidae
Gene: CHAF1A
Product: chromatin assembly factor 1 subunit A
Exons: 15
Coding region: 107-2830 (907 amino acids)
Biological process (GO): nucleosome assembly
Cellular component (GO): nucleus; CAF-1 complex
Source: RefSeq, a predicted model, not a curated record